Messenger RNA from Ornithodoros turicata, 2058 nucleotides. RefSeq lists its product as uncharacterized. The transcript has a single exon. The record is from RefSeq and is a predicted model, not a curated record. NCBI's taxonomy places the organism in Eukaryota, Metazoa, Arthropoda, Arachnida, Ixodida, Argasidae. Bases 1 to 2058 code for a protein of 685 amino acids.
AUGCAAGUGUGCAAACAGUGCCUCGUGGCUAGAAUCCAAGAAAACAAACGUGACAUCAGGACCUGCCGGGACCAGCUGCAGACCUGCGAGCGAACCACAACCCGUGUCAUACCGUCGGACGUAAUGCACCAAGUCUACGCUACAAGGCAGAAAGUAGAAGAACAAGAACGAGUCAAGUACGGCACCAGACAUCAACGUAAGUUGAACGCUCUGCUACCUGACGUACCUCCACGUGCAAGAAACACCGAAGUCGUAAACCUCUCUUCCAAAACCUUAUCAAAGGAUCAAGAAGCUGUUCUCGGUAGAGGUUUGAAUUUUGCCCCUACUAACAGUAAGAUACCACACAGAGACAUCGUAGCAGAAGUCGAGGAGAAGUUCCGUUUCAUAAAGGACACUGGUGCUGUAAACCUAGCUAGAAACCGCCUCAUGGGAGUCAUCUCGAAGAAAUGGGAGCUACCACAGAACAACUUGACAAGAAACGAAAGGCAAGCCCUACAAGAACUGAGAACGGAUAGCACCAUCAUGAUACUUCCAUCGGACAAAGGGAAAAGUACCGUAGUCAUGGAUAAGGAUGCAUACAUCAGUAAAACGAAGGAACUGUUCCAGGACAAAUCUCGCUUUGUCGAACUACCCACUGAUCCUACGCAGAAAUCGGAACGAGCAUUAGUCCAGCGCCUUCGACAAUUAAGAGAGUGCGGAAGCAUUUCUGAUACGGUCUACAAACGGCUGUUUUCGUCCGAUGGAGCAACCCCCAGAGCGUACGGCUUACCUAAGGUACAUAAGCCCGACGUACCACUCCGACCGAUAGUGUCCUUCACGGGUGCACCAACGUAUCAGCUUUCAAGGUUCCUCGUUGAACUGUUGAGUCCCAUCAUGUACAAGAAUGGACACUCUACAAAGAACUCACGUGAAUUUUGCUCCAGUGUUCGUGAUGUAGUGAUCAACAGUGAUGAAACCAUGGUGUCGUUUGACGUUGUAUCACUCUUCACGAAUGUCCCCAUUGCUCUUGUUAUCGACGUGGCCAAAGAUCGCCUGAACAGUGACGACACCCUUUCUGAACGCACUACACUUUCUGUGACCGAAGUUAUAUCCUUGUUAACAUUUUGUCUCCACGAAACAUAUUUUAAAUUCGACAACGUGAUAUAUAAGCAGAUUGAAGGUUGCCCUAUGGGAAGUCCUGUCUCGGUCUCUGCCGCGAACCUUGUCAUGGAAUACAUUGAAGAACAGGUUCUCAGCUCCCAUAUCAUCGAUGUUAAAUUCUACAAAUGCUAUGUGGAUGACACUUUUGUAGUUCUGAAACGCAAUGACGUCAUCCCAUUUCAUGCAUUACUCAACAGUGUUCACCCCAACAUCCAGUUUACCCUAGAGGAGGAGGAGAAUUCACAGCUUCCUUUUCUUGAUGUUUUAGUAUCACGUAGUGACUCAGGUGCAAUUAACACCAGUGUCUAUCAUAAACCCUGUGAUAAUGGAUCGGUUUUAGAUUUUUACUCUGACCAUGCGCCCGAACACAAGCGUGCUGCCAUCAGGUUCCUUUUUAAUCGUUCUGACGAGAUACCUAGCACGUAUCAAGCUAAGAAAUCUGAGCAGUUUUUAGCCACUAACAUUCUAUCUAAGUGUCAUUACCCCGAGCGUUUCAUCAAAGACACGGUCUCCAAAAUGUGUUCCGUCUCAGAUAACCGACCUGCCCCCGACAAUAUUGUAUGCAUUCCUUAUGUACGUGGCCUAUCAGAGUCAGUACGAAGGCUGUUAAAGCCAUUUGGUAUUGUAACCACUUUCAAGCCCCGUCAAACAUUACGCAACAUUCUGUGCCAUCCCAAGGACUAUGUGCCCCACAUGUACAAAGCAGGGGUUGUAUACAAACUGGAAUGUCAACAAUGCGAGACGUGCUAUGUAGGGGAAACUGCGAGGAAGAAGGUCACCAGAAUGAAGGAGCACAAGGCACAAUUGACAAAACCACCAGCAAAGAAUCAACGCACCGAACUUGUCGAUCAAGUGUUAAGAACAGGACAUACUUUCAAUUUUGACAACGCGACAACAUUGACCUUUGAACACAGAUGA